AUGGAAAGUCACUUGCGCGGUCAACGGAAUAUCAUCGUCGACAGAAGAGAAUUUUACCUUAGGAAACAAGAAAUAGGUGAGAGUUUCGACGAUUUCCUUUGUGAUAUUCGCGAAAUUGCAGCAUUCUGUGAUUUUUGUUCAUCGUGUAUGGACAAUAGAUUGAGAGACCGUAUUGUUGUUGGCACUCGUGAUGAACAAGCUCUAAAACGUAUGCUAGAGGAAAAGGACCUGAAUCUGCAGAAGGCUGUAGAUAUUUGUCGAGCUUCUGAGAGUGCUAAUGAGAAUAGCGCUACAAUACGAGGAAUGAUCCCACAGAGUAUAGCAAAAGUUUCACGGUACAAAAGAGACUGCAAGAAAGCACCCAACAGUUUAUAUAAAAAUGAAAGAUGCUUUAGAUGUGGAAAAGAUCGACAUUCUGACAUGAAUGUUUGUAAGGCAAAGGACAAAAAGUGUUCCCAUUGUGGAAAGAUUGGACAUUUUGCUGUUGUGUGUAGGUCAACAGGAAAGGAAACUCCCUCUUUGCUGAAAAAGAGUAAAGAUUCGAAACUAAAGUCAAAUGGUAGACUUAACAGGGAUGUACAUAGGAUCAUAAGUGAUGUGUAUGUUAGCAGUGCCAUUUCUCAAGCAACCCCGAAAGUUCAGAUUCACAUUACUCAUCCUGCAGGGAACUCUUCUAUACUAUGGACACCGGAUUCGGGAGCAGAAGCAACGGUGAUGGGCCUCAAUGUAGCGAGGUCUCUUGGUAUAUAUCCCUAUAUGCUUGAACCUUCUAAAAUUGAAAAGCUUUGUUCUGCUGGUUAUCAGACCCUUAAUUGUGUGGGAGCUUUUACUUCACACCUUUCGCUUGGUGAUCGACAAACUCAAGCUGAAAUAACUGUGGUGAAAGAAGUAAAGGGAGCUUUAUUAAGCUGGUUUGAUUCUAUUGCUUUGGGAAUUCUACCGGAGGAUUUUCCUGCUCAAAUUAAUUCUCUUCCCGUACGACUGUCUGUAGAUCCAGAUGAAGAGAAGCACUCAAAGGACUACAAAGAGAAAAAAGACACUACUUGUAACGUAGUUCAUUCUCCUGUUGCACUUCCAAGGUGGCCUUAUGAACGUGAUCCAACUGAAGAAGAAAGGGCAGAGCAUGCUGCAGCUUUGGUAUCAGCAUUUCCUCGGGUAUUUGGUGCCACAAAAACACUGAGGGAGAUGCAUGGAGGUCCCAUGCAUAUAAAGUUGUCUGAGAAUGUGAGACCAUUUGCUGUGACAGCCCCGCGCACUAUACCAUACAGCUGGAGGUCGGAAAUAAAGGAUCAGCUUGAUGAACUUUUGGAGAAAGAUAUUAUCUGUAAGGUUGAGCAUCCAACAGAAUGGUGUCAUCCCAUAGUGCCUGUUGCUAAGAAGCCAAAUGGAGUAAGAUUGUGUGUUGAUCUGACUAAGCUUAAUAAGUAUGUAUGUAGACCCACUUAUCCUGUACGAUCACCACAUGAUGCAGUAGCUUCGAUUAGCACUGGGGCAAGCUGGUUCUCUACACUAGAUGCAAAAAUGGGAUAUUUCCAAGUCAAGAUUACAGAAGAAGACCAGGAUCUCACCUGCUUCAUUACCCCAUGGGGUCGCUAUAAAUUCAAGCGAGCGGUAAUGGGACUUAUUUCUUCAGGAGAUGAAUAUAAUCGAAGAGGAGACCAAGCUCUUGGUGAUAUACCACAAACUGUAAAGAUAGUUGAUGAUGUUCUUGCAUACGAUUAUUCUUAUAAGGAUCAUCUAGCCCAUAUUAUAGCUAUCUUGCAAAGAUACUUUCCUGUACCACAAAAUAUAACAGAUCUUCGAUCUUUUAUGGGACUUGUUAAUCAGCUUGGAAGUUUUUCUUCAGUAAUUGCACAUGAAGCACAACCACUCAGAGAUUUACUGAGGCAGCGUAAUGAAUGGUGUUGGACAACACAGCAUGAUUUGUCUUUUAGGAGAGUAAAGGAAGCACUUACUGCACCCCCUGUACUUGCACAUUUUGAUGCAACUUUGCCAACCAUGUUGCAGACAGAUGCAUCGCGACUGCAUGUUCAGGAUCCUACGGAAGAAAAUUGUUUGAAUGAGGAUGGAUCCACUGAUCCCUUGCAUGUUGCAAUUGUGAACGCCCUUGACAUGCAUGAAGAUGGUGUACUUCUGACACCUCUAAAGGACAAAACGCUGGAAAAGGUACGUGUUGCUGCUGAACAGGAUGCAGAAUACAAUUCACUUCGGGAAAUUAUAAUGAAAGGUUUUCCUGAACACUGCCAUAAUUUGGAAGUAAAACUCAGGCCUUUCUGGAAUAUACGUGAUAUUCUUGCUGUAGAUGAUGACCUAAUUGUUUAUGGAGCAUGA
Molecule: messenger RNA, 2331 nt
Organism: Macrobrachium nipponense
Lineage: Eukaryota; Metazoa; Arthropoda; Malacostraca; Decapoda; Palaemonidae
Exons: 3
Coding region: 1-2331 (776 amino acids)
Molecular function (GO): nucleic acid binding; zinc ion binding
Source: RefSeq, a predicted model, not a curated record